Dentiscutata heterogama is the source of this 594-nucleotide messenger RNA. The record is from the annotation of a GenBank genome assembly. NCBI's taxonomy places the organism in Eukaryota, Fungi, Glomeromycota, Glomeromycetes, Diversisporales, Gigasporaceae.
AUGCCAAAAACGAGAAAUUUUGAAUGCAAUAUUUGUUAUAAUGAUGUGCCCGUCGUCGAUUUCAUGAGAACAAGUACCAAAUGUAAUCACAGAAUAUGCAGAGAAUGCCUCAACAAAAAUAUUAAUACUCAACUGAAUUCAAAGGGUAAUACUGAAAUUAAAUGUUUAAAGAGUAAUUGUGAGGUCUUGAUGGAUUAUGAAGACAUGAAGCGAGUUGCCAGUGAAGAUUUGUUUGAAAGAUAUGAAUAUCUUUGUCUUCGUCAAGCUAUACGAAAAAUGCCAGAUUUUCGAUGGUGCUCAAAUCCGGAAUGCGGUUCAGGACAAGAACAUUUUGAACGAGAUAAAGCACCAAUAAUGGUUUGUAUUGAAUGUGAAAAAAUGACUUGUUAUAAACAUGAAGUUCCAUGGCAUGAAGGCCGCACCUGUGCUGAGUACGAUAUUGAGAAAGGAACUCCUGAAGGUGCCACGAGUUAUGCCAUCGAACGCGAUACCAAACCUUGCCCCAAAUGUAAAGUUAGAAUUUAUAAAACGGGAGGAUGUACUCAUAUGAAAUGCACUAAUCCCGGAUGUUAUUAUGAAUUUUGUUGGUUGUGA